AUGUCUUUACCAGCUUAUGAACCCGUACAGAGUUCAUUCACCGAUGAUCCUGAUGACAACUACAAGAACGAAGUCAUGGUUGCAUCGUGCGAGUUGAAGGUCAGACAGAUGUUCAUUAGAAAGGUAUACUCUCUUCUCCUCGUGCAAAUUGUCGGCUCUGUUUUGGUUGGCGCGGUGAUCAACUUCAAUCCCUCAGUCCAGGCUUGGUGCGUGAACAACUUGUGGUUCAGCAUUUUGUGUAUGAUAAGCACGUUCGUUUUCUUGUUUGCAGCCUACUUCAAGUCCCGCUCCUACCCAAUCAACUUGAUUUUCCUUGCGGCCUUUACAUUUUGUGAGGCUUUUACCGUGGGUUUAUCGUGUGCUUUCAUUGAGUCAAAUGCUGUGAUCCAGGCACUCGUGUUGACCCUAGUCAUUUUUGUAGGCUUGACCGCCUUUGCAUUCCAAACCAAGUAUGACUUUACCAGUUAUCAGGGAGUCUUGGGCAUUGGCUUGUGGGUGCUCAUAUCCAUGGGCUUUGUCUUCAUGUUCUUCCCAACCCAAACCUCUGGCCUUCAUAUGGUUUAUUCUGGAUUGGGUGCAUUGAUCUUCUGCUGCUACAUAGUCGUUGACACUCAGCUCAUCAUGCAAAAAUUCAGUGUUGAAGAUGAGAUCAUGGCCACGAUUACAUUGUAUUUGGAUAUUUUGAACCUCUUCUGGUUCAUCCUCUCUUUGUUGGAAAACAGAAACGACAACUGA
Messenger RNA from Australozyma saopauloensis, 735 nucleotides. RefSeq lists its product as uncharacterized. Lineage: Eukaryota; Fungi; Ascomycota; Pichiomycetes; Serinales; Metschnikowiaceae. The record is from RefSeq and is a predicted model, not a curated record. Bases 1 to 735 code for a protein of 244 amino acids. The transcript has a single exon.